Camelina sativa (false flax) is the source of this 2197-nucleotide messenger RNA. NCBI's taxonomy places the organism in Eukaryota, Viridiplantae, Streptophyta, Magnoliopsida, Brassicales, Brassicaceae. The record is from RefSeq and is a predicted model, not a curated record.
CACCACUCGACGACGACAGUCGAGAACAAGCCUAAAGGUCUCACCUUUUUCCCACCAAAGUCUUCAAAUUUGGCGUCGGUCGGAAUUCGCAGAGUCUCUCUAUCAUCUUUUCCCCGUCAUGGAAUUUUUUUGAACAUGAGGAUGUUCCCUAAUGAAACCACUGGUAAUGCACUAAUGCUGCAGAGACGAAAGCAGAAGAGGAAGACGAAGAAUGAAGAUGCUGGUGAUGGUGGUUGAUCAGGGUUUAUUUUAGUUAGACAUUGCUUGCUCUCAACGGGACUCUUCCUGGAAUAUACACAUCAUCAAUCAAGCCGCUCUCUAUAGCUCUUUUCAUCUUCUCUCUAUGGCCACAGCUAAUUUGUUGGGUAAGCGAAACCCUGAAAAUGAUUUAGAGACCAAACAACACAUCCACAAGAAACACAAGGAAACACCCGACGAGAAGGAAUCUGCCGUAACAGCAAAGACGCUCUCUGUAACCCGCAGGUGUAUUCAUUUGUGCUAUGGCCAUGUUGAGUUUGCUUCUGCUAACGAAGCAAAGAAGGCGCUGGAAAAGAAGAAUGAUGAAUAUUUGCUUGGUAAUCAGAUAAAACUUUUUGCCGUUAAAAAAACUCCAAAGCGUCCACUACCCAAGUAUUGCAUAGAACACAAGCUUUGCUACAAAGACUACCUUGGACGAGAAAGCCUUCCUAUAGAAGAAGAUGAGACACCUCCCGAUUUUGUUGAGGAAGUACUCUUUGUUGCCAAUCUCCCUCCCCAAACUAAAAUCUCAGAUAUCCAAGACUUCUUCGAAGGAGUUGUUAGUGUUCGACUUAUUAUAAACCACGAGGGUAAGCAUGUGGGUUAUGGCUUUGUUGACUUUGCUUCUGCUUACCAAGCAAAGAAGGCGCUGGAAAAGAAGAAUGGUGAAUAUUUGCAUGAUCACAAGAUUUUUCUUGAAGUGGCUAAGACAACUCCAGACCCUCCACAACCCAAGUACAACCUUGCAGAGAAGCUUUAUUACGAAGACUGCCUUCGACGACAAAACCUUCUGAUAGAAGAAGAUGGGACAGCAGUGGAAGGACUUGAUAAAACUCCCAAUUUUGUUGAGGCAGUUGCUGUCAGAAACAAGACGCUAUUUGUUUCUAGUCUCUCUCACGAAGCUGAAAUUUCACAUAUCAUCGAUUUCUUCAAAGAUGUUGGAGAAGUUGUUCAUGUUCGACUAAUUGUAGACUACACAGGCAAGCAUGUGGACGAUGGCUUUGUUGAGUUUGCUUCUGCUAACGAAGCAGAGAAGGCACUGGAAACGAAGAACGGUGAAUAUUUGCACGAUCAUAAGAUUUUUCUUGAUGUGGCUAAGAAAGCUCCAUAUCCUCCACGACCAGAGUAUUGCAUAGAUCACAAGGUUUGGUAUGAAGACUACCUUCGAAGAGAAAGCCUUCUGAUAGAGGAAGAUGAGGCAGUGGAAGGACAGGAUGAAAUUCUCGAUUAUAAUGAGGAAGUUGCUACAAGAAGAAAGACGCUCUUUAUUGCCAAUAUCUCUUGCGAAACUAGUAUACCAAAGCUCCUCCAUUUCUUCAAAAAUGUUGGACGAGUUGUUCUUCUUCGACUUAUUGUAGACCACAGGGGUGAGGAUGUGGGUUGUGGCUUUGUUGAGUUUGUUUCUGCUAACGAAGCAGAGAAGGCGCUGCGAAUAAUACAUGAUAAAGAGUUUUGUCUUGACGUGGCUGAGAUAGCUCCAUACCCUCUCCGACCCAAGUACAACCUUGCAGAGAAGCUUUGGUCGAAGGUAGAAAGCCUUCUGAUAGAAGAAGAAGAAGAAAUAGCAGAAGAAAUAGAAGAAACAGAAGAAGCAGAAGAAGAAGAUGAUGAUUUGGAGACCAAACCAAAUCUGAAGAAACUGGAGGUACCUAUGCUGGGAGGACUCUGCGGUAAGAAGGUUAUCUUCUCUUAUGACGACUGAUGGUGAUGAUUUGGAGACCAAAUCGAGUCUGAAAGAAGAUUCUGUGGACAUAUUCUGUGGUAAGUAGAUUAUCCUCUCAUAUGACGACAACGACUGAUAGAAGACGAGGUGCAAUGCAAUUUAUUUGUAUUACUUCGCUUAUUCUUUCUUAUGUUGUAGUUAAGUUUUUUAUUGUCUGAAACCAAGUUAGAAUAUGCUUAAUUAUGAAUGGUUUGGUGUUAAAUCAUUAUCUGCCUUCACUAGUAUUACCUAUGUAAG